This is a messenger RNA of Scheffersomyces coipomensis, 879 nucleotides long. RefSeq lists its product as uncharacterized. NCBI's taxonomy places the organism in Eukaryota, Fungi, Ascomycota, Pichiomycetes, Serinales, Debaryomycetaceae. The record is from RefSeq and is a predicted model, not a curated record. Bases 1 to 879 code for a protein of 292 amino acids. The transcript is spliced from 3 exons.
AUGACUUCUACUUUGUUUGAUUAUGAUGAUAAUGAUGGCAUCGCUUUGGCUAACUAUGAAUCAGAUUCAUCAUCUAAAACUUCUAAAAGAGCUAAUUUCACCACCAAUGAAACUCAAAAUUUCGUUGAAUUAUGUGAAUUAACUCGAAAUAUUGAUGAAAUCACCAAUAAUGUUUCAACCAUUAAACAAAACAUCAAGGAUUUAAAAGUCGAAACUAUUCCUACUCUUAAUUCUGAUCAACUUCCCAAAUGCAAACACUGUAAAGAAUUUAAUAAUUGUUUUGAAGCUACUAUUAUAAUUAUUAUAUUAGUUGACAACGAAUCGUUCACCUUAGAUGAAUGUGCUUCAGAUUCAUCACCAAAUGUUAUUAAAAGAAUAAUAACGGUGGAUCAAACUACUCAUGAUUCACAGGCUUUAUCCGAAUUAACUCGAAAUAUUGAAGGAAUCACCAAUACCGUUUCAAAUAUUAAACAAAAGAUUAAGGAUCCAAAACUUUGUAAUACUACAUUCAAUUCAGAUCAUCUUCCUAAAUAUAACUUUGAAACAAUGUUUGGAUUUGAAUUUUCUUAUAGACCAGUAUCAUCAGAAACAUCACCCCCUGAACCACAACCAAUAGUUGAGACAGAAACCAUUGAUGGUGAAAACACUUCAAUCAUCAAUAUUUCAAAUCUUAAUCAAAGUCUUUACAAAAUCAAUAAUGAACUUGAUUUAAUCAAAUAUAAGCUUAAUAAUCCUCCAAAGAAAGUUUCAACAUGGAGAUACAUUACUUUUGAAAAUAGUUUUAAUGGAUUUACUAUUGGUUCAUUGAUUUCAUUAGCAUUUGUUUUACUUGUUAGUUAUCAUCUUUGGAUUGUGUUGGUUAGAGUAUGGUAUGCAUAG